Adineta steineri is the source of this 744-nucleotide messenger RNA. NCBI's taxonomy places the organism in Eukaryota, Metazoa, Rotifera, Eurotatoria, Adinetida, Adinetidae. The record is from the annotation of a GenBank genome assembly.
AUGUCUAAACGUCCUCAUGAUGAUGAUGACGAUGAUGAAGAUGAUUAUAUGUCUGAUAAGAUUUUAGCUGUUGCGGCUAAAGUAGCUGCUCCUCAAUUUUUAAAUCCUCGUCGUCGGGAUUUACCACCACCACCUCCAACAGUUCCUACAGAGAAAGCUCGGAAAGUAAUUGAAAUUGAGCAACGUGAACAGGGUUUAUCAACUGCUAUAACAAGUGAUAAUAAAGGUUUUCAAUUAUUAAAAAAAAUGGGCUAUAAAGAAGGUUCAAAAUUAGGUGCAAAUCAAAAGAAUGGUUUAAUUGAACCGAUUUCUAUUACAAUUCAUCCAUCUCGAUCUGGUCUUGGUGAACAAAGUGAAAGAAAAGAAAAAGUUCGUAUAAAAGAAGAAACUAAAACAAAAUAUAAUCAACAAAUUCAAUCAACAUAUCAAGAUCAUUUGAAAGAAAAAUAUUAUUUGAAACGUCUUCGUAUCGAUAUUGCUAAAUGUCAAUCAAUAUGUGAAAGACUUGAUAAAGAAAAAUUUAAUUUAGAAGAAAAUGCUUUAUGGAAAAAUCAUGUACAAGAUAAAUUAGAAGAUAAUGACGAUGACGAAGAGAUUGAAGAUGAUGAUAUGGAAUCUCAAUUAAAAACGUUAACGAAUUAUUUAAGAGAAAAACAUCUAUAUUGUAUUUGGUGUGGACAAACAUUUGAAACAUUAGAUGAAUUAGAAAAUACUUGUCCAGGAAAUGAAAGAGAUUUACACUAA